CCGGCCGGCCAUCGCGCAACGCACACGCCAUCCUCGCGCGCUCGUUCCCAGGUCCCCGGCCGCUCCCACCUAUAAAAGCCCCCCGGCCUCCGCUCCGCCACUGGGCACGGCGAAAAGGCGUCGGAUUCGGAACAGAACACGCCCGCGCGAGAUGGCCGGGUACCGCCGCACCAUCUCGUUCCCGGCCCCGAAGCCCGCGGCGGACGCCUUCCUCGCGCUGUCGGCCGCGAGCGACAAGCUGGCCGCGUACCGCGUCCGCUCCGCCAGCCUCCCCUGCCGCUUCCACCCGCUGCUGCUGCAGCUCGACGACGACGUCGCGGCGCUGCGCCUCGUGACCGGCCAGUCGCCGCCCUGCCCGUACGCGCCCACGGCGUCGGCCGUGUCCGCCGCGGCCUCGCAGGUGGGCCGGGUGCUCGUCUCGCUCUCCGAGCUGCUGCACCACCCGCAGGCGCAGGAGCCGCUGCGCCCCCUCGCGCGGUUCCCGCUCGCGGACCGGCUCCUCGACGACUUCCUCCGCCUCGCGGACGCGCACGGCAGCUUCCGCCAGGCGCUGGUCGCGCUCGCGUCGCUCCAGGCCGAGACGCGCGCCGCGCUGCGACGCGGCGACCCCACCAGGCUCGCGUCCGCGUCGCGCGCGCAGCGCCGCGCCGCGCGGGACCUCCCGCGCCUCGCGGCCGCCGUGCGCGCCGUGGCUUGCAGGGCCCCCGCGCCGCUCCCCGAGGACCUCCCCGCCGACACCGCGGCGCUCGCAGCCGCGGUCGCCGACGCGACCGUCGCCGUCGCCUCGGGCUCCGCGGCUGUCUUCUCCGGCCUGUCCUUCCUCUCCAACUCCGCCGCCUCCGCCCGCGUCGAGGUCGCCUCGACGCCGUGCUGGGCCACCGCCCCCGCGAAGCUCGCCGGCUCGUCGGACGCGCCGAGAACCAGCCACCACCGCAUAUGGUGGGUGGCCGACCUCGUGCGCUGGAUGUCGCGCGCCAAGCGGCGGUCCGCCGAGAAGCAGAACGGCGGCGGCGACGAGAACGAGUCCUCCACCGCGCACCUCCGGUCCGAGGCCCGCAUGAAGCCGGAGGAGCGGGCGCGGAAGGCGGCACUCGAGCGCCACGAGAACUUGGAGCGGUGCAUCGCCAGCGUCGACGCCAGCGGCGAGAAGGUGUUCCGAGCACUGGUCAACACCAGGGUGUCCUUGCUCAAUAUCCUGAGCCCGAGCUUCUGAUGGCCGAACCACUCGAAUUCAAAUUUCAGAUUUUUCUUUUACUUUAGCCUGCUUGUUUGGACAAAAUCUGUACAUACAUAUAGGAAAUAUCGUCCUGGAGUCAAUCUGUUCGUUCACUAGCAUCUAUCAAGAGAUUUGGAACCGGGCGUUCUAAAUUGCAAAAGUCGCAGCAUUUGGGCGUCGUUGUUCUUGCCAACAACCGAUCGCAUCCUGAUGCAGCAUCCUUCCUCAAAGUCUUCGUCCAGACUCCGGAGAAGCAUCCAGAUUGACCAAAAAAAUGUCUAUGCAAACAGAAUAUGCCUGAUGCUUCCUCCGCAAAUCCGCUGAAGAAUUUUGAUCGCCCGCUCAUGGCUCCUAGCUGUGGAAGAGAAAAUCCCGAGUCC
This is a messenger RNA of Panicum hallii, 1596 nucleotides long. RefSeq lists its product as uncharacterized. NCBI's taxonomy places the organism in Eukaryota, Viridiplantae, Streptophyta, Magnoliopsida, Poales, Poaceae. Gene Ontology annotation, biological process: shoot system development; root development. The coding region runs from base 152 to 1213 and encodes 353 amino acids. The record is from RefSeq and is a predicted model, not a curated record. The transcript has a single exon.